AUGCUCCGUCUCGUGCUGCGGCUGAAGCCGUCCUCCAGGCUGUCAUGUCCCCGUGUCCUCCCCGGGCCCUCUGCCUCUUUGGGCUCAUGUCCAGUGCCCAGAAGCAACUGUCUGAGGCGGCUUCACAGCGGGACGGCUGUCCGGACAGUGAGCUGGGGCCACAGUCUCACUCACAGAGGGGUCCUGCGGAGUAUAGGGGCCCCGGGCCCCGGACAGAUCCGCUACUACAGUCUGCCGCCUCAUCAGAAGGUAGAGCUUCCUGCACUGUCCCCCACCAUGCAGACGGGAACCAUUGCAAAAUGGGAGAAAAAAGAAGGGGAGAAAAUCAGUGAAGGGGACCUCAUUGCUGAAGUGGAGACUGAUAAAGCCACAGUUGGCUUUGAGUUGCUUGAGGAAUGUUACAUGGCCAAAAUUCUUGUACCUGAAGGAACAAGAGAUGUAUCUAUAGGAGCUGUCAUAUGUAUCACAGUGGACAAACCUGAGCUUAUAGAAGCCUUUAAAGAUGUAACUUUGGACUCCAUCACUGCAGCAGGUGCAGCUCCGUCUCCUGGGUCUGCUCCUCCUCCACCGUCUGCUCCUGGUAGCUCCUACCCCUCCCACAUGAAGAUCACGCUUCCAGCUCUGUCACCUACAAUGACAAUGGGAACGGUGCAGCGGUGGGAGAAGAAGCUUGGAGAGAAGCUCAGUGAGGGAGACCUGCUUGCUGAGAUUGAAACUGAUAAGGCAACUAUUGGCUUUGAGGUUCAGGAGGAAGGUUAUUUGGCAAAGAUCAUGGUGCAAGAAGGAACCAGGGACGUUCCACUGGGCACACCACUCUGCAUUAUUGUGGAGAAAGAGAGUGACAUUGCCGCCUUUAAAGACUAUGUAGAGACCGGAGUGGCAGAGGUGACCCCCCCUCUUCCAGCCCCAACACCUGCCCCUACGCCAGUGGCUCCAACUCCAGCCGCCGCGCCUGUCCCUACAUCUGCGGCCCCUGCCACCCCCAGAAAGGGCCGCGUGUUUGUGAGCCCGCUCGCUAAGAAACUGGCAACUGAGAAAGGAAUUGACCUGGCCCAAGUUGCAGGAUCCGGACCUGAUGGCCGAAUUACCCGAAAAGACAUUGAGACCUUCGUUCCUCCAGCUGCACCUGCUGUGGCUGCUGCUCCUGCCCCAGCGGCUGCUCCGUCUCCUGCUGCUCCUGCUGCUCCUGCUGCUGUGCCUCCAACUGGCACUUAUACUGACAUCCCCAUCAGCAACAUUCGCAAAGUCAUUGCUCAGAGGUUGAUGCAGUCCAAGCAGACCAUCCCUCACUAUUAUUUGUCAGUCGACGUCAACAUGGACCAAGUGUUGGACCUUCGCAAAGAGCUGAAUGCUGAGGUGAAAGCACAGAAUAUCAAGCUGAGUGUGAACGACUUCAUCAUCAAAGCCAGUGCUCUGGCCUGUCUCAAAGUCCCCGAGUGCAACUCCUCCUGGAUGGAAACAGUCAUUCGCCAAAAUCAUGUGGUGGAUGUGAGUGUAGCAGUCAGCACACCCAAUGGACUCAUCACUCCCAUAGUCUUUAACUCCCACAUUAAAGGGCUGGCAGCGAUUAGCUCAGAUGUAGCUGCGUUAGCCGCUAAAGCCAGAGAUGGCAAACUGCAGCCUCAUGAAUUCCAGGGCGGUACCUUCACUAUUUCAAAUUUGGGAAUGUUUGGCAUCAAGAAUUUCUCCGCAAUAAUCAACCCUCCUCAGGCUUGUAUCCUCGCUGUCGGAGGCUCAGAAAAGAGGCUUCUUCCGGCAGAUAAUGAAAAAGGGUUCGACGUGGCCAGCAUGAUGUCGGUGACUCUGAGCUGUGAUCACCGAGUGGUGGACGGAGCCGUUGGGGCACAGUGGCUUGCAGAGUUCAGGAAGUUCUUGGAGAAGCCGGUCACCAUGUUGUUGUGA
This is a messenger RNA of Knipowitschia caucasica, 1902 nucleotides long. Lineage: Eukaryota; Metazoa; Chordata; Actinopteri; Gobiiformes; Gobiidae. The record is from the annotation of a GenBank genome assembly.